This is a messenger RNA of Stomoxys calcitrans (stable fly), 1208 nucleotides long. RefSeq names its product clavesin-2. Bases 187 to 1116 code for a protein of 309 amino acids. Gene Ontology annotation, cellular component: membrane. NCBI's taxonomy places the organism in Eukaryota, Metazoa, Arthropoda, Insecta, Diptera, Muscidae. Gene Ontology annotation, molecular function: phosphatidylinositol bisphosphate binding. The record is from RefSeq and is a predicted model, not a curated record. The transcript is spliced from 3 exons.
CCCCUUUCAAAUUUAACAACAAGCAAUUUUGUCGAGCAUCGCCAUUUUUAUAAAGUCACCCAGUACCCAUCAAAUGAAUGUAGGGUAUAUUUCUCAUGACAAUGCUUUUUUUUAAACAACGAAUAUUGAAGCGAAAGUCUUGACAUUAGCUGGCCAGAAGUCAAACAAGCAAGUCAACACCCUAUUAUGGCGCAAAUUAAACCAUUGCCAGAACAACUACAGAAAAUUGCAAUAGAGGAGUUAAAGGAGAUUCCCUCACGACUGCCUGAAGAUUUGCAGGCCCUCAGGACAUGGAUAGAACAGCAACCCCAUUUGAAAGCACGCACCAAUGAUCAGUUCCUUAUACAGUUUUUGAGAGGAUGCAAAUACAGUUUGGAAAGGGCCAAGGAAAAAAUUGAUUUGUAUUUUACCCUCAAAACAAAAUACCCCCAAAUAUUCGGUUUAAGUGACUUGAAUGAAGAAAAAUUUAAGCAUUGCUUCAAUUUGGGCUGCUUUACAUUUCUCCCAAGACCCCUGCAUGAUAAUGGUCCCCGAAUAGUGAUCAUACAAAUUAACUACAGCACCGCGGAAGCCAGCAUAGAAGACAUUUUCUAUGUCACCUGUCCCAUGUACGAGUUGGCUUUGCUCAAUGAUCCAUAUGCCGGCAUACAAGGGCUAGUCUACGUUUUUGACAUGGGCAAAAUGAGUUUCGGCCACUUACUUCAGGCCUCUCCCAACUUUUUUAAGCAAUCCGUUUUGUAUAUGGAAAAGUCCAUGCCUCUCCGUAUUCGAGGCAUUUAUUUUAUAAAUGCUCCAGUAUUUGCACAACAUUUUUUUAAACUGCUGCUACCUUUACUCUCGGAAAAACUGCGCAAUAGGGUUCAUAUUUUGGGUAGUGAUAUUACCGAAUUGAUAAAACAUAUACCACAAGUGUUCCUGCCUGAAGACAUGGGUGGUCAAAAUGGUCAAUGUUCUGAAUUAACAAGGAAUCAUUACAAAAUGCUUCAAUCGUAUAGGGAUUAUUUCAAAGAAAAUUCCCAAUAUGGUACGGAUGAAAGUUUACGUCCUGAUAAACCCCUCAGUUUGGAUGAUCAUUUUGGAGUAGGUGGUUCAUUUACAAUAUUAGCAGUAGAUUAAAAUAAGGAUUCAAGAAAUGCAUAACUUAAGUAAGGGUAAAAAGAGAAACCAUGAAAAACAUAAUAAAUAGUUUUAAGCCCCCAUCUCAAGAA